GGCUGUAAUAAAAUACGGAAGGAAUAUAUUUAUUGGUGUUGACCCGUGAGUAUUCGUCAGCAUUUUAGUGUUUUCCCCGGAAGAUUUGGUGUACUCGGACCUUAAUUUUUGUAAAUUUUACGCAGGAAAAGAAAAGAAAACAAAAAAAAUUCUUUCAGCUACAAUUAGACUAUAUUCUAUGAGAAACCAUGAGUCUUUUUGGGUCUACUUCCUCAACUUUUGGGAACACAAGUAGUGCAGGGGGAAUGUUUGGGGCAGCGAGUGCUACAAAUUAUAAUGCCAUGAAAGACAUUGAAGUAACCUCUCCUCCAGAUGAUAGUGUCAGCUGCCUUAAGUUCAGUCCAGAAUCUAUGAUGCAGUCAACGUAUCUUGUAGCUGGUAGUUGGGAUAACAAUGUACGAUGUUGGGAGGUACAACAAUCUGGAACUAUUGUGCUAAAGGCUCAACAAACGCAUACUGGGCCAGUACUUGAUGCUGAUUGGAGUGAUGAUGGAACUAAAGUAUUCACAGCAUCAUGUGACAAGACAGCAAAAAUGUGGGAUUUGAACAGUAAUCAGUUUGUACAAAUAGCUCAGCAUGAUGCUCCAGUGAAAACUGUACACUGGGUGAAAGCUCCAAACUACACUUGUGUCAUGACUGGCAGCUGGGAUAAAACUCUGAAGUUCUGGGAUACCAGACAAGCCACUCCUAUAAUGAACAUUGCCUUACCAGAAAGAUGCUAUUGUGCUGAUGUGAAAUACCCAAUGGCAGUUGUUGGCACAGCUGGUAGAGGACUGAUUAUAUACCAGCUGGAAAAUCAGCCACAGGAAUUCCGAAAAUUUGAGUCACCACUUAAAUAUCAGCAUCGAUGUGUCAACAUUUUCAUGGACAAGAAGACCAAUCAGCCAACAGGAUUUGCCCUCGGCAGUAUUGAAGGCCGGGUGGCGAUUCAUUAUGUUAAUCCAACAAAUCCCAAAGAUAACUUCACAUUUAAAUGCCAUCGAGCAAAUGGUUCCACAUCAAACAAUAUGCAAGAUAUUUAUGCUGUGAAUGAUAUAGCAUUCCACCCCGUCCACGGUACCCUGGCAACAGUGGGUUCUGAUGGCAGAUUCAGUUUCUGGGACAAGGAUGCAAGAAUUAAACUUAAAACUUCAGAACAAUUUGAUCAACCCCUGACUGCAUGCAACUUCAACCCACAAGGAAAUAUCUUUGCAUAUGCCACCAGUUAUGAUUGGUCAAAGGGUCAUGAAGGCCUGGACCCUCAGAAGAUGAAGCCUCAUAUAUUCCUGAGAAAAUGUUUUGAUGAGUUGAAACCAUCAACGAAAAAAUCUUAAAAUAACUGCCAUGGCGUCACAGAGCAAUGAGCCAGCUGGAGAGAGCAUUAUCUUCGUCAGUUGUAAAAUCAAAAACCUCCAGACUACAUGACUUGCAUAAAUGAUCAUUGUUUGCAAUUGAAGACAAUAGGAAUAUACAUUCUACCUUCCCAUAGAAUAAAAAGGUCUUGAGUAAAAAUAACGAGUUUUCGAGUAAAAAUGAUAAAAAUUCUCAGGUAAAAUAACAAUAAAUCUUUGACGGAAAUAAUAACAGUUCAUGAGAGAAAUUGUAAUUAAAGUUCUUGAGUGAAAAUAAUAGUACUUCUAGAGUAAAAUUAAAACAGAUCUUGAGUAAAAAUGAUAUUUCUUAAGUUAACAUACUAUGACACUUAAAAGAAGAGAGAGAAAAGAUUGGUCAGUUAUAUUGUGCUUUAUUGUUGUUGUAUAACUUACAGCAUAUAUAUGAUGUAAAUGUAAGAUGUAAAUAUGUGAACACUUUAACAGCAUGGAGCUAUGGAUGUAUAAAUACAAUGUAUUAUAUUGACCUGUUGUAUUAGUUUGGGUUGUUGGUUGCUGACUCAGAUUUAAUAAAAUAAUUAACUUGAAAA
Molecule: messenger RNA, 1900 nt
Organism: Ruditapes philippinarum (Manila clam)
Lineage: Eukaryota; Metazoa; Mollusca; Bivalvia; Venerida; Veneridae
Product: mRNA export factor RAE1-like
Exons: 11
Coding region: 189-1313 (374 amino acids)
Biological process (GO): RNA export from nucleus; transcription-dependent tethering of RNA polymerase II gene DNA at nuclear periphery
Cellular component (GO): nuclear pore
Molecular function (GO): RNA binding; ubiquitin binding
Source: RefSeq, a predicted model, not a curated record